GCCCGACGCUUGCCAGCGGAGGAGAACCCCCGUUGUCCCCGGGCCGCACAUCCUGGGAUAACGCCCUGGGUGCGGGCCGGGAGCGAGACCCGCUCGCAGCCCGCCGGCAACAGGUGGGACCUGAAUAACUUCACUCCCUUUCCCGGAGGGGGAAGAGGGACACAGGAGAGCCCAUGGGAAGAUUAGAUCAGAUGUUAUUGCCGGUGAAAAAUUAAAGAGAGCGGUGCUCUGGGGAGUGCAGAUUAAUAUAUUUGGUGACUCCGAGUGCACAAAGCCUCACCAUUGUGGCUGUGUCUGAAUGCCUGUGAAUAGGAUGGAGCAUAUGUGGCCUGUCACCGCAGGUGCCCACAUCUGUUCGUCUCCAGGCAGAUGCUCUCAGAAAAGGGGGGAGCAUUUCCAAAAGCUCAGGCCCGCCCCAUCCAUACCCAUCCUCUUUCUCUAAUCACCUUCUGCAGAGUAGUUUUUGCCUGCACCUUCUCUUACCCCCUGCCUACCCUGAACGCAGAAAAAUGAAGAAAUAAAUAAAACCUGCACAAAUUGGAAGUGGCUUGGAAAGCUCUGGAAGCACGUAAUCAAACUGCUGCCCCCUCUCCUCCCCCAGAGUUUAGUAGCAACAAGUUUUGUGCUGCAGCCAGCAUACAGUGCACAAGAUGCACACACUGUGCAAAGGGGGGGGAACACAAAAACCCUUCAAGCAUGAAAUGCAACACAGUACAGCAGCACUCUGUGCUGUCACAGGGCUCUAGAGAGUGACAUGCGCUGGAGUGGUGGUUUGCAGCUACUAUUUAUAGUUAUGGCUUGAGAUGAUGAUUAAUAAUGCUGGGCAAAAGAGGGAGUUUUCCUGCAAGAACUGGCAGAGAUGGUGAAUAUUGCUACUGAAGUUAGUAGCAGAACAGCAUCUUUCCAGCCAUCCAGCAGAAUCUUGCAGCUGCAAUGCAGAAUAUUUUUUGAGGUGUGCCAUCACAUUUUUUAUCACCUGUACAUGAUCUGAGUCCUAGUGCUCACCCUCCCUUUGUGACACUGCUGCCAAGACAAGCCAGGCCUCAGCACUGCAUGGCCUUGCUUGACAGGACAAAUGGGGUGCUGAGGCGCAGGAUAAAUAUCAGGAUCAAGGGAUAUUUAAUGUGGUAAGGCACUUAAGGUUUUCUAGUUCAAAUGUGUUCUGUAGCUUCUGGUGUGGUGAAGACCUUGAAUAUCCUACUGGCAAAGAUGCCAGGACUCCAAAUGCAAGACCGAGGUGCUCCCAAGGGGGUACGGGCAGGAAGAGCAUUUGAAACUGCGUGUUCCAGAGCAGGGGCAGGGGAAGGAAUGGGACCUGCCCAGCUCAGGGCACCCACAGGAGGUUUCGGGAAAAGUUAUGAUCCAGACCGGGGUGGGGGGAACCCGAGGGCUAAGGGAGGGCAAGGUGGGGGGAAACCUUAUUUCCCCGAACCCCUUUUCUCCUGUUGUUUCCUGGGGGGUCCCGUGGUUCUGGCCCUCUGGGCGGAGGUAAGCAGCCCUUCAUCCUUCCGACUUUGGGAGCAAUGACAGCUCACGCACACGAGUGAUUAAUUUUAUCCCUCUUAGUUUCCCACAAGCUAAAUCCCGUCGGAAGCAAGCCAGGGAGCAAACCCAAACAAACAAGUAGCGCAGAGAAACGGGGCCGGGGCGGGGGGAGGGGGUAUCUGGCUUUCUCCUCGUGUGCAAUCAGUAAAACACAUAUAGGGGCCACUUCGGGAUUUGCCCAGGGAAGGGUUGGAGAGCAGCUGGCUGCGGUAAUCUCCUCGGGAGACAAAGGAAUGCCCCGUCCCAGGAUCACAGAUUAAAAGAUCCGCGUUGAUAUAUCACUUCUCGCCUCCACCGACGGGCCACCACCCCAAUUUCAAGAAAGAUAUUGCCGCUCACCCCCGCCCCCCCCCCGCCCCACUCGCUUAGUAAACCUCAUACGAAGUGAUGUUUUCCCCCUCUCUCUCUUUUUCCCGGGGAUAACGCCGCAGCAAAGUUUGCGAAGCAGCGACAAGCCACUUGAAAAGAUGUUGACGCUAGGUGGCAAAAGUAAUGUGCAGUGAAAACAGGCGCUGCUGCGGGAUGCGCGCCCCCGCUCCCCGUGCUGAGGCUGGGCACGGCGGGGGCGGGCGGCCGGGCCUCCGGGGAUCCGCCGCUCGCUCCCUCCUGGGCCGCCUUCCCUACGUCCUCGCACUAUGCCUGCGGGAUUGCUGGUCCCUUCUCUGCCCAGACACAGCUCCCGGGUAAAAAAAACAAACAAACAAACAAAAAAACCCCCACAAAAACCAAAACCUAAAAACAACAACAACAAAAAACCAAACACAAACAUUCCUGUACAUUUUAAACUUUUGCUAAUGCGUCGAGGGGCGGGAAGAGGAGAGAGGAAGAGCGCCUGGAUGUAGAUGGCUCGUUCGACUACAAUUAGAUGUAAAGGACGCACGUUGAGUGGCAAAACGUUGCAAAGAUCUGGACUUGCACCAAGAUGCUUGUACCAAGGGUUGGAGUAGGUGGCCUGGGUUUGGGGCAGGUGCCACAAACCCCUCGUAAAUGAAUGUGGGCAGCUACAGUCCUGGAACAGUCAAGAAGAGCUGGGCUGAAUGAACUCAUUAGUGAUUUUCUUUUAAUUGGUAUUACUCAAUGCUUUUACUUUAAGAAGUCUUUAAGAUUUUUUUUUCCUAGCACAUUGUAAGAUAAUUUGUGAUUAAGACAUCUGCUUCAAUGGAAGCCACAUUUUGCCAUGCAAAUGCACGUUUCAACCCAAUAAAGUCGCCAUAAUAAGGCUUUUAGCACGGCAUACCUACAGUGAGGUUAUUGUAGCCAAAUCCUCUCCUUUCGCACACAAGCUUAAUCUGUGCUGAAAUGAUCUGUUACAAUUAAAAUGACAUUUACAGAGACAGUUACACCUUGCAUCCUAAUGAAUCCGCCUGCGCCUACCAAAGGUGUUUAAACAGGGGGCCUAAACAAAGUGGAAAACCCUGCUUCGAGUGACAUGCCAGAGUCGCCCUCCAACUUUUAUCCCCUGCUUCCAUACAUCAUUAAGAAACUGCUCAAAUGGUAAUAGUCUCUAUCCCUUUUUCACUGCACCAGUAAACUCCUUUCUGCAUUUUAAAGAUCAAAACAAAAGUUGUACUGUCUAAUGGGUACGUAAAAAUUUUUGUAAAGGUGACGACUGGUGUAAAUUUGGGCUAGUUUAUUUUGUGCUCGUAUGUGUGUGUAUGUGAGUGUGUGUGAAUGUGUGUUGCGGAGGGGGGAAGUGCUGGAAGGGAUUUCUUUAAAAAAUGUGCGGACAUUGUUGUAGAGGCAGUAGCGUGCGCCGAGGGGAGCUCUUUCUCUCCCUCGCAUUGUGCAGGGAGCAGGUGCUGUCUACAUUACCAUACAGCUGAGAGCACAAAGAGCUAACUGAUUCAGCCCUCACACAAUAACAAACGGCCUUAAUGACAGCCACGCGAACGACACACACCAAACUCACUUUUUACUAAGCUGAAGGACGAAAAAAGAGGGAGGGAGAGAGAGAGAGACGGAGAGAGCGAGGGAGAGAUUGCUGGUGAUGAUGAUAAUAAUCAAAGAGGGGUGCGGGACCCGGGCGCAGCGAGUGGCUCUCUCCGGCAGCGGUGGUGGCGGGGACGGGACCCGCGGAGCCCCGCAAACCGGUCCCGCCACGAGUGCCCGCCGCGAGCCCGCCCGCGUCCUCCCUCGCCGCCGGACCCUCGGGCAUCCCGGGUGCCUCUGCCGGCGGGAUGCGCGCCAUGAGCGGAGCCACGGGAAGAGUGAACCCCGGGUCACUUCGUCCACGUUCGUUGUCCCCCUCCCCAGUUACCCCGGUUAUGCCAGGGUAAAUGCAGUGUGAAUUUCACGGGAUGGGACUCCCCUCGAUGUGGCUCGAUGGCUCCCACCUCCCUCGUCCCUUUAACGCCGGAGAAGCCCCUUGGAGUAGUCACGAUCACCGAGUCACUUUUUGGGGUCACGGCGGCUGCUCUGCACGUUCCAAGAAGCAAUUACAGCCCGCCGUCCCCGGGGCUGCUCUCCGGCCGGAGCGUGUUGCACUGUCUCUCCCCGGUGCAGAGGGGGUGUUACCCUCUCGCCGGAGCAGAAGGGGGAUUCUUGCGGUUACCAAAUUUGCAGGAAUGUAAAUGAACACGUUUUGUGAGUGCGAAGGGGAGGGGGAGGAGGGUUGCACAUUUUACAGCUCACUGACCAUUUGGCGAUCCAUUGAGAGGAGGGUUUGGAAAAGUGGCUCCUUUGUGACAGCUCUAGCCAGAUUGGGGGGCUGCUCAUUUGCAUCUCAUUAGGCAUGCAGUCGGCCGGCGGGAUAUAAGGGCGGCAGGCGCCCAAGGAGAGGCAGAUCCUUAGCGCUUCACCCUCGGAGAGAGCCGCCGAGCCGAGCCGAGCCGAGCCGCGGCACGGAGCGGAGCGGAGCAGCGCAGAGCAGGCACCCCCUCCCCCGUAGGAGCACACCCGGACACGCUCUGUUCGCUGCUGUUGAGACACGAGCUUAUUUUUGUUGGCUGGGAUUCCUCUAAAAACAAAAGUAAACCCACAACAAGGAAAGAGAGCUUCGCUUCCUUUGAAAAAAAAAAAAAAAAAAGGAAAAGAGAAAAAAAAAAAAGGGGAUCAAGGCUCCGACGUGACCUGCCCGCCACCGCUGCUGUUUGACACCCACCAGCCCCGACGUGCGCAGGGCGAGCGCAGCCGCGCAGAGCCGCUCCCGAAACGCACCGCCCCGGGAAUUAUCGCCGCUGCCUCCGCCGCUGCCUCUGCAGGGAUUUCCAGAUCGCCAAUUUUUAAUCUUCCUUGGGAAGCCUUUUCUCUGCCUCUGUUGGGAAUUAAGUUGCUUUUAUUUUUUUAUUUUUAUUUUUUUCUUCCUGGAGAAAAGGAGGAGCAUCGUGGAUUGCGAAAGAAAAAGAGUUUAACAGAUAAAUAUUAUUUUUUCCCCCUCGUCUUCUUUUCAUCUCUUUUUCUUUUGCCAUCCGAAAGAGCUGUCAGUUGCCGACAGGCUACAUCUAGACGUGUCGGCAAAAGGGAAAAAAAAGUCAGAGACACUCCUGAAAGAAGGAGACCGUGACACUAACUCUUCCAGCUCUGCUGGGACGAGCGGCUUUGGCCGCUGUGUUUUUUCCCUUACCCCGAAAGACACUUUCCCCCUUUCCCUCUGACGAGAAGAUAAGCGGGAGGAAAGCGAGGGCACCAGAGCUGCACCUCCAAAAUGGGAGGUCGGUUCCUGCUGACGCUCGCCGUCCUCUCGGUGCUGCUGAGCCGCUGCCAGGUCGGCUCCUCCGGGGUCUUCGAGCUGAAGCUGCAGGAGUUUGUCAAUAAGAAGGGUCUGCUCAGCAACCGCAAUUGCUGCCGCGGGGGCGGCCCCGGCGCCGGCGGGCUCCAGCAGUGCGACUGCAAGACCUUCUUCCGCGUCUGCCUCAAGCACUACCAAGCCAGCGUGUCCCCCGAGCCGCCCUGCACCUACGGCAGCGCCAUCACCCCCGUCCUCGGCGCCAACUCCUUCAGCGUCCCCGACGGCGCGGGCGGUGCCGACCCCGCCUUCAGCAAUCCCAUCCGCUUUCCCUUCGGCUUCACCUGGCCCGGCACCUUCUCGCUCAUCAUUGAGGCUCUGCAUACAGAUUCACCUGAUGACCUCACCACUGAAAACCCUGAGCGCCUCAUCAGCCGCCUGGCCACCCAGAGACACUUGGCAGUGGGUGAAGAGUGGUCCCAGGACCUGCACAGCAGUGGCCGCACUGACCUCAAGUACUCCUAUCGCUUUGUGUGUGAUGAGCACUACUAUGGAGAAGGCUGCUCUGUCUUCUGCCGCCCCAGGGACGAUGCCUUUGGUCACUUCACCUGUGGGGAGCGUGGCGAGAAAGUCUGCAACCCGGGCUGGAAAGGCCAGUACUGCACUGAGCCGAUUUGUUUGCCUGGAUGUGACGAGCAACACGGCUUUUGCGACAAGCCAGGGGAAUGCAAAUGCAGAGUGGGCUGGCAGGGGCGAUAUUGUGAUGAGUGCAUCCGAUACCCAGGCUGCCUUCAUGGUACCUGUCAGCAGCCGUGGCAGUGCAACUGCCAGGAAGGCUGGGGUGGCCUUUUCUGCAACCAGGACCUGAACUACUGCACCCACCACAAGCCCUGCAAGAAUGGUGCCACGUGCACCAAUACUGGUCAGGGGAGCUACACUUGCUCAUGCCGACCUGGAUAUACAGGCUCCAACUGUGAGAUUGAAAUCAAUGAAUGUGAUGCCAACCCUUGCAAGAAUGGUGGAAGCUGCACUGACCUGGAGAACAGCUAUUCCUGUACCUGCCCCCCAGGCUUCUAUGGGAAGAAUUGUGAGCUGAGUGCGAUGACUUGUGCAGAUGGACCAUGCUUCAAUGGUGGGCGCUGCACCGACAACCCUGACGGGGGCUACAGCUGCCGCUGCCCACUGGGUUAUUCUGGGUUCAACUGUGAAAAGAAAAUUGAUUACUGCAGUUCCAGCCCUUGUGCUAAUGGAGCCCAGUGUGUCGAUCUGGGGAACUCCUAUAUCUGCCAGUGCCAGGCUGGCUUCACUGGGAGGCACUGCGAUGACAACGUGGACGACUGUGCCUCCUUCCCCUGUGUCAAUGGAGGGACCUGCCAGGAUGGCAUCAAUGACUAUUCCUGCACCUGCCCCCCAGGAUACAACGGGAAGAACUGCAGCACCCCGGUGAGCAGAUGCGAACACAACCCUUGCCACAAUGGGGCCACCUGCCAUGAAAGAAACAACCGCUAUGUCUGCGAGUGUGCCCGGGGCUACGGCGGGCUCAACUGCCAGUUUCUGCUCCCUGAGCCACCUCAGGGACCCGUCAUUGUUGACUUCACUGAAAAGUACACAGAAGGCCAGAACUCCCAGUUCCCCUGGAUUGCCGUCUGCGCUGGGAUUAUUCUGGUCCUCAUGCUGCUGCUGGGGUGUGCUGCUGUAGUCGUCUGCGUCAGGCUCAGAGUGCAGAAGAGGCACCACCAGCCUGAUGCCUGCAGGAGUGAGACUGAGACUAUGAAUAACCUGGCAAACUGCCAGCGCGAGAAGGACAUUUCCAUAAGUGUCAUUGGUGCCACUCAGAUUAAAAACACAAAUAAGAAAGUAGACUUUCACAGCGAUAACUCUGAUAAAAAUGGCUACAAAGUCAGAUACCCAUCAGUGGAUUACAAUUUGGUGCAUGAACUCAAGAAUGAGGACUCAGUUAAGGAGGAGCACAGCAAAUGCGAAGCCAAGUGUGAAACGUAUGAUUCAGAGGCAGAGGAGAAAAGGGCAGUACAACUAAAGAGUGAUACUUCUGAAAGAAAACGACCAGAUUCCGUAUAUUCCACUUCAAAGGACACAAAGUACCAGUCGGUGUAUGUCAUAUCAGAAGAGAAAGAUGAGUGCAUCAUAGCAACUGAGGUGUAAACCAGAGGUCAUAUGGCAAGGUGGUUGUUCAGAACAAUUUCAGAGGAGACGUGCCCCAAUGAAUGCUGCUGAAAGAGGAAUGGGAGAUAGAUUCCUUCACUGACUGCUGCUGAGAAACUAAAUUCAGGCUUGAGCUGGUUCUCUACUGAAGUUAGCAAAGUGACUGCAAAAUAAAGAAACAAGAUGGACACCAGGCAAGGGUCUGUGUUCAAGGAUUACUGUUGCACUGCCUUUUAUGAAUUUUAUCAUUGCACUAUGGUCAGUUGCUUUUCUAUAUAUAUUUAAAUGAAUGGACUUAAUUACUACAUAAGAAGCAUGCACUGCCUGAAGUGUAUAUUUUGGAUUAUUAUGAGCCAGUCUUUUCUUGAAUUAGAGACACAAACACUGCCUUUAUUGUCUUUUUUGAUACUAAAAUGUGUUUUUACUAGGUGAGAAAAAGUGUGUUAUUUUUUUGAAUCUGUAAAAAUAUUUUCAUGAUAAUUGUAAAGCUUGAGUAUUUUGUGAUGUUCAUUUUUUUAUAAUUUAAUUUUUUUGGUAAAUAUGUACAAAGGCACUUCGGGUCUAUGUGACUAUAUUUUUUUGUAUAUAAAUGUAUUUAUGGAAUAUUGUGCAAAUGUUAUUUGAUUUUUUUACUGUUUUGUUAAUGAAGAAAUUCAUUUUUAAAAU
Messenger RNA from Passer domesticus (house sparrow), 8038 nucleotides. It is a transcript of the gene DLL1, whose product is annotated as delta like canonical Notch ligand 1. Gene Ontology annotation, biological process: cell communication; multicellular organism development; Notch signaling pathway. The record is from RefSeq and is a predicted model, not a curated record. NCBI's taxonomy places the organism in Eukaryota, Metazoa, Chordata, Aves, Passeriformes, Passeridae. The transcript has 12 exons. Bases 5189 to 7372 code for a protein of 727 amino acids. Gene Ontology annotation, cellular component: plasma membrane; protein-containing complex. Gene Ontology annotation, molecular function: calcium ion binding.